This is a messenger RNA of Uncinocarpus reesii 1704, 1245 nucleotides long. RefSeq lists its product as uncharacterized. The coding region runs from base 1 to 1245 and encodes 414 amino acids. The transcript is spliced from 2 exons. NCBI's taxonomy places the organism in Eukaryota, Fungi, Ascomycota, Eurotiomycetes, Onygenales, Onygenaceae. Gene Ontology annotation, molecular function: 3-beta-hydroxy-Delta5-steroid dehydrogenase (NAD+) activity. The record is from RefSeq and is a predicted model, not a curated record. Gene Ontology annotation, biological process: steroid biosynthetic process.
AUGUCGUCUCCACGCUCCAUCGAGCUCGGUUCCGUGCUCGUUGUCGGCGGCUGCGGCUUUCUCGGCACUCAUAUCGUUGAUCACCUCUUGAAUUUCCCCUCCGAAGACUCGAGCGAGACGUCGCGCAUCACCACGGCCGACGGAACGCCAGACAAACGAUUCUCCUACCCUAGUCUCCGUGGCCGAUACCCAACCUACAAGAACACCAAAGUCUCUGUUGCUGACCUACGCACGACAAAUAACCGGCUCCCCGGUGCGGAGUACUAUGAUGCUGACAUCCUCUCCGCUGAAUCGCUACUUGAAGUGUUUCGAGCUGUGAAGCCGGAUGUAGUGAUAGACACGGUAUCGCUGAUGCUGGACGGGAACAAGGAACUGACCUACAAUGUGAAUGUGAACGGGACAAGGAACCUGCUGGAGGUCGCUGGGGGGAUGAAGGGAGACUGGGGCGGGAAGUGCAAGGCAUUUGUGUAUACCAGCUCCUCGUCCGUCGUGCAUGACACCACGAGCGACCUCAUACAUGUCGAUGAACGAUGGCCGAAGAUCACGGGGAAAUUGCAGCAGGAGUACUACACGGAAACCAAGGCGAUCGCGGAAGAUAUGGUGCUAGAUUUCAACGGCACCUCACCCUCGGGCAUGCUUACGGUGGCCAUCCGUCCGGCUGGCAUUUACGGCGAGCGCGACACCACCCUGACGUUCAAGAUGGUUGAGCACGCAGCCAAGUCGUCCCAGCGCAUCCUCAACUUUCAGCUUGGCGAUAAUAACAACCUCUUCGAUUUCACCUACGUUGGCAACAUCGCCUACUCCCACAUGCUCGCGGCGGAGCUCCUGCUUGAGACCCAAAAGAGAACUGAGGCCGGUGGAGCGGCACCGCUUGACUACGAGCGCGUGGAUGGCGAAGCGUUCACGAUCACCAACGACAGCCCGGUGUACUUUUGGGACAUGGCGCGGUCGAUCUGGGCGCUGAUGGACCGCUACGUUGAGCCACACCAGGUGUUUGAGCUGGGCGAGGGCACGCUGACGGUGGUUGGGGGCAUCUUGGAGACCGUGUUCGGGCUGUUUGGCAAACGCCCGCGCCUGACAAGGCGAGAAGUCCGAUAUUCGUGCAUGACAAGAUACUAUUCUUGCAACAAGGCGAAGCUGCGGCUCAAGUACCGGCCAAUUGUGCCCCUGGAUGAGGGUGUGGCGCGGUCGGUUGCUUAUGUCUUGGAAAAGGACAUCAAUCUCCGGGCGAAAAAGCAGCUGUAG